AUGGAGUUCAAAAUAAAUGAGGAGUUUGCAAAGCACUAUAACGAGUACCGUCAAAAGGAGGAACUUCAGAAGCUAAAGUCUCGUUACGGUGAUGUCAAGCUCCUUGAUGCUAAGAAAAAGGCUCCUAAUGGGUCAACAAGCGAGGAAACGGGUGAUGAUUCCUCUUCCUCGUCCUCCAGUGAAUCAGAUUCUGAAUGGGAGGAACAAGAACAUGAGGACUUUUUGCGACUCUACGAUGCCCUCUGCCGUAAUGACCCAGCUUUGAAUGAUGAGGAAAAGGUGUGGUUUCGGGAGAAACCCGAAAGCUCAGAUAGUCAUACGAAGAAGGAGAACCAGCCGCUACUGCUCAAAGAUCACACUCGUAUUCUUUUGCUUUCGGGGGAGAAGGAAUCAAAUGAUGUAAUAGACAAUGCUGCUUCCAAGAAAUCAUGUGCAAAAGAUGUUCAGGCACAGAAGGAAGACUUUUUGGCUGAAACCGAGAAGCUCUUUGGUGAAAAUACCGAAGAGGAGACAAUCUUUUCCAAGAAGCCAUUGCAGUCCCAAGUUGAAAAGUCAAAAAAAUCACCAGUCGACACUUCUCACUUUACAUUUCAAGUGCCAAAAGAAGAUGCUGAGUUUCUCCGCGACUAUCUUGUGAAUAGGCGUUGGAAGUCGGCUGAAAAGAAGGCUGUUCAGAAGGCAACGGAACUCAGUGCUGAUGCAAUGGCGGAAGUGAUUCGUGCUGCAAAGCCGCAGAAAGUUUUGGGGUCUGAUGAGCCGCUGUUAACCGCCCCAGAGGAAUUGGAAGCAGACGAUGAGUUCCUUGUUAAGGCCCGACGAUUCGAGGAUGCUUGGAAUAAUAAUGACGAAGAACUGGCAAAAGAAUAUCCCCAAACUUCGGCUACUCGAUACCGAUUUGAGGAAGACGAUAAGGAAUUCAUUAAAACCUACCCGCGCAAAAUUGAGAUCACGCUGCGCCAAAACGCCACAAAAGGCAUGACUCGGGCUGAGAAGAGAAAGGCUCGAGCUGAACGCAAGGCUGCGGAAAAGGCGGCUAAGAUGGCUGAUGUUGAGAGAUUGAAGAGGUUGAAGAUGGCUGAGUUUGCAGAGAAGCUGGAACAUAUUCGCAAAACUUGUGGCGAUGGAAUUGAUGUUGAUGCAUCGCUCGCGAUGGUCACCAAAGAAUGUGAAGACGCACCCGUGAACGAGGUGACUAAAGAAAUUAUCACUUGUCUGGACAAUGACUGGGACCCCGAGGCACAUGAUCGUCUAGUUGCCAAGCUCUUCGGUAAUGCUUACUACGGUGCUGAGACAGCUGACGAUGGUCUGGAUGAGGCACCGAAGUUUGAGUCAGAUGAAGAGGACAAUCAACUUUGCCUUGGACUUGAUGCCGGUGAUUACGAUGGCUAUCUUCCGAGACAGCACAGAUCGGAUGUGCAUACCAUUGAGGUUCCUGGUGGCGAAUCCCAAAAAAAGCAGAAGGGAGGAGGAGUAAAUGAUGAAUCGAAAACAUCGGCUUUAGCCAGAGCUGCGAAAGACUUGGAGGCGACUAUGGCUCCCAGGAGACGUGGAAAAAAGGCACAGGGCAAAUCGCUUCUUAGAAGUGCUCUUGAUCGACAAAAACCGAUAUUUGAUCCCAAACUUUACCCCGACUUUGAGAAGUACUUCAACGAGUUUUACCAGCUGGACUGUGAGGACAUCAUCAAUGGCUCGGGUCCGGGCGACGAUGUGCACUGUCGCUUUAAGUACCGUCAGGUGAAACCCAACGACUUCGGAUUGAGUGUGAAGGAGAUUCUUGAUGCGGAUGAGAAGGAAUUGAAUCGUUGGGUUUCCGUCAAAACCAUGAGUGCUUAUCGAACAGAGGAGGAGGAGGUACGGGACCUGCGAAAAUAUCACUCCUCAAGGAUGCUGCGAAAGAAGUCGUCCCUUAUUCCGUCCCUUGUGAAUAAGAAAUCAGAUCAGGUGGAACAAACUGAUGCGAAGGAAACCAAAUCGACAGCAGAUCAAGAGAAAAAACUUUCAAAAAAGGCCUUGAAACGCCUUCGAAAAAAGCAACGCAAAGCUGAACUCUUCUCCACGGUGGUUGCAGCCGAAGCUACUAUUACUCAGGGUAACGAUGAAUCCACGUUGAACAAUUCCACUGAAAUUGUUGAACCGAAGACUGAGAAGUCUCGUCCAAUGAAAAAGCGAAAGCUCGAAUGCGUUGCUCCAGCUGGGAGGAAAGAGAAGAAGCCGUGUCACCAAAAACCUUUCCUAAAGAAGCCAAAACUCUCAGAUGAGCGUUUGAAAGCAGCUGGCAUUGAUCCCAAGCGGUACAAGUACAUGCCUUUUGCUGGAAAUAAGUAG
Hydatigera taeniaeformis is the source of this 2325-nucleotide messenger RNA. Lineage: Eukaryota; Metazoa; Platyhelminthes; Cestoda; Cyclophyllidea; Taeniidae. The record is from the annotation of a GenBank genome assembly.